AUGAUCUACACCCACACGGGAGCUCCAUCAUCCCUGCCGGGGCCUGAUCCACUGCUGGUGGCUGAGAUUGUGAAGCACUUCUACCCCCGGCUUGUGGACCUGCACAGCUACGUCCCUGCCUGCAGCACGGAUCAGAAGCUGAGCAAUUGGAGCCUUCUCAACAGGAAGGUCUUUCACAAGCUGCACUUGUCUCUCUCGGAGGCGGACAUUCACAAGGUGGUGGCCAACACACCUGGAGCCAUUGAGCCUAUUCUGUGUGCACUGAGGGUGAAGGUGGAGGCUAGCACCGUUCACGUAGGCUCUCCUGGAAUAGCUGUACGUGGCUGGGAUCCAGCAGUCGGGCCCUGGGAACACCUGGCCAGGGUCCAGCAGCAGCUGGAGGACAAAGAGCAGGCACUGUCCAUUCUUCAGGAGACCGUCAAGCUUUUGCAGAUGAAGGUGGUGAAGCUGGAGUACCUGGUACAACUGAAGGACCUCCGGAUUGGAGAGCUGAUGAGACCAGGGCCCGAGGAGUACCAGGACCGGGGGACAGCUUGUCCCAAGUCAUCCAGACCCUGACCUGGAGCCCUUGGAGCCCCUGCUGCUCAGAUGUCUG
Messenger RNA from Dipodomys ordii (Ord's kangaroo rat), 595 nucleotides. RefSeq names its product sperm flagellar protein 1-like. The transcript is spliced from 5 exons. Lineage: Eukaryota; Metazoa; Chordata; Mammalia; Rodentia; Heteromyidae. Gene Ontology annotation, biological process: regulation of cytoskeleton organization. The record is from RefSeq and is a predicted model, not a curated record. Gene Ontology annotation, cellular component: axoneme. The coding region runs from base 1 to 558 and encodes 185 amino acids. Gene Ontology annotation, molecular function: microtubule binding.